AUGAAUGCUACCUCAAAGAACCAGUCAGACUGCCCUGAGGUGCACGUCCCCAUCCCUGUCUUCCUUACCAUUGGAGUAGUGAGCCUGAUUGAGAACCUGCUGGUUGUGGUGGCCAUCAUACGGAAUAGGAACCUCCACUCCCCCAUGUACUGCUUCAUCUGCAGCCUGGCGGCCUUCAACACCAUCGCCAGCCUCACCAAAACCUGGGAGACACUGAUGAUCACCUUUGCUAAUGUGGGACAGCUGGAGAAGACAGAGUUUUCUGAGAGCAACCUGAAUGAUGUGAUUGACUCCCUGCUGUGCAUGUCGUUUGUGGGCUCUUUUUUCAGUUUCCUGGCCAUCGCUGUAGACCGUUACAUCACCAUAUUUUAUGCACUCCGAUAUCACAACAUCAUGACCAUGAGGCGCACUGGGGUCAUCCUGGGGCUGAUCUGGAUAACAUGCGGGGUGCUGGCUGUGCUGUUUGUGAAGUUCUUCUACCUCAAGGUCACCAUGAUCUGCUUCGUUGUCUUCUUCAUCAUCUCCUUGGCAAUUCUUUGUUUCCUCUACACCUACAUGUUCAUGUUGGCCCUCAUCCACGCCAGGAAGAUCGCAUCGCUCACUGCCAGUGAGGGGGGCAAGUGUCGGCAUCAUUGGAGGUGGGGCAGCAACAUGAGAGGAGCCCUGACUCUCACCAUCCUGUCAGGAACGUUCACGGUGUGUUGGGCGCCGUUUUUCCUCCACCUCGUCAUCAUGACGGUGUGCCCCAUGAACCCGUACUGCGAGUGUUACCGCUCGCUGUUCGAGGUGCAUGUGGUGCUGAUGAUGAGCCACGCCCUCAUCGACCCCGCCAUCUACGCCUUCCGCAAUGCUGAGCUCAGACACACUUUCAAGAAGAUGCUGUUUUGGUAAGACUGGAAGCUGUGUUCAUAAAGAAAAUCCAUCUACACCUUUAAUUAGAUGACUCAGAGUAAUGCGGAUCAAGACUCCUUUACAAUCACUAAUUUAAAUUCAUGGUUUUACACAUGACACCACCUGGUGUCUGAAGUUGGCUACAUCAAGGCUACUGCCAGCAGUUCACUGAUCGUCUUUUGUGUUUGAAUGAGCAGAUGUGACUCUGUAAGUUAAAGUUAUUUUUCAUUAGAUAACUACCAUCUGUUUGUUUAUCUUCCUUGCUGACUAUUUAACCACCCAUCUCACUUCUAUCCUCUUUUUUAUGGGACUUGGAUGCUGUCAAUAACUUCAAACCAAUUUAAAGUUACCUAUCCCAACCACAUUCCCAUAGCAAAUAUAUUUUCUAAAACACACACGUUUCCCUCAUUAUUUCAUAAUUUCACAAUCAUUGUCAAUUACUUCGAU
This is a messenger RNA of Acanthochromis polyacanthus (spiny chromis), 1338 nucleotides long. RefSeq names its product melanocortin 2 receptor (gene mc2r). NCBI's taxonomy places the organism in Eukaryota, Metazoa, Chordata, Actinopteri, Pomacentridae. The transcript has 2 exons. Gene Ontology annotation, molecular function: melanocortin receptor activity. Gene Ontology annotation, cellular component: membrane. Gene Ontology annotation, biological process: G protein-coupled receptor signaling pathway. The coding region runs from base 1 to 891 and encodes 296 amino acids. The record is from RefSeq and is a predicted model, not a curated record.